This is a messenger RNA of Folsomia candida, 2243 nucleotides long. RefSeq names its product long-chain fatty acid transport protein 4. The transcript is spliced from 15 exons. The record is from RefSeq and is a predicted model, not a curated record. Lineage: Eukaryota; Metazoa; Arthropoda; Collembola; Entomobryomorpha; Isotomidae. The coding region runs from base 139 to 2046 and encodes 635 amino acids. Gene Ontology annotation, cellular component: endoplasmic reticulum. Gene Ontology annotation, molecular function: long-chain fatty acid transmembrane transporter activity; long-chain fatty acid-CoA ligase activity. Gene Ontology annotation, biological process: triglyceride homeostasis.
GACCCAGUAAGUGGUCCAGUUAUUUCUGUACAUAUAUUGACAUAAUGAAUAAAAAAUUUUAAAAAUAAAAUAAAAUAAUGGCAGUAAUAGUAAAGCAAUAGAGUUAACAGUGUACAAAGCAUCGCAAAAACUGUCAAAAUGUCGUCGUUAUUGUCCUCUUUAAUAACCGCGAGCCCUAGCUUUUCCCCAGCACGGGCGUUGGGGGUAUGUCUUGGAGUUAUCGGGAUCAUCUGGAUAAUUUCAUAUCGUAAGUUCGUUUCUGCAGUCAUAAGAACCUUUCCGAGAGACGUGACGGCUUUGUUCCGUUUGCUGCAUGUCGUUCGUGAUUUAUGGGUUUUACAAAAUUACAAUUGCACCGUGUCCCAGGCUUUUGACGAUGUUGUAAGGCGAAAUCCAAAGAAAAUCUUGCUUCGCUUCGAGGAACAGAAAUGGACAGCAGAACAGAUUCAAGAACUUGCAAACAAAGUUGCAAAUUAUUUUCAAGCCGAAGGUUACAGAAAAGGGGACACUGUGGCAAUCUUUAUGGAAAAUUGUUCAGAGUAUACAAUCCUUUGGUUAGGAUUGAGCAAGAUUGGAGUUGUCUCAUCCCUUGUAAACUAUAACCUAAGGCUUCAGUCCCUCAAGCAUUGUUUCGAAGCUGUUAGUUGCAAAGCAAUAAUUUAUAGUCCUGGUUUAUCAACUGCUUUGGAAGAACUUGAUCUUGGCACAAAACCUUUGUUCUGCAUCGGAAAAGAAACCUCUGCAAAACUGAGCAAUGUGUCCAAGGAUUUGAUGACACAGUUAAGGGAUGUUAAAGGGACGCAACCUGUGGUGAAGGAGACUAUUGGUUUUCUCGACAAUCUAAUGUAUAUCUAUACAUCAGGAACAACAGGUUUGCCGAAAGCAUCCACAAUCAAGAAUUCCAGAUUUUUAAUGGCGGCUGUUGGAGUGUUUUAUAUGCACGGUCUCAAAAAGACGGACACGUUAUACACCUCGUUGCCUCUGUACCAUGGAGCGGGGACGUUUUUGGGAGCUGGGACGAUGCUAACGUAUGGUGUCACCCAGGUCGUCCGAAAGAAAUUUUCGGCUUCAAAUUUUUGGAAAGACUGUAUCGCCUACGACGUUACUGUAGCGCAAUAUAUUGGUGAAAUCUGUAGAUACCUUGUCACUCAGCCACCAUCUUCUUUGGACAAAGGUCACAAAGUACGUGUAAUGUUCGGGAACGGGCUAAAAUUGGAAAUAUGGAAAGAAUUUGUGGAAAGAUUUGGCAUUAAGCACAUUGGAGAAAUAUACGGUGCAACAGAAGGAAAUUGCAAUAUAGUCAACAUUGAUAGCAGAAUUGGAGCUGUUGGAUUUCUUCCUGUCUUGUUUUCAUAUGUACAUCCCUUGAAGAUCAUAAAGGUGGAUGAAGUCACUGGAGAACCACUUCGAGAUAAGGACACUGGUUUUGCAAUAGAAUGCAAACCCAAUGAGCCUGGAGAGCUGAUUGGAAAAAUUCGAAGAAGUCACCCACUUUUGGAUUUUGAAGGGUAUGCCGACAAAAGCUCAUCGAAAGAUAAGGUAUUGUCAAACGUGUGGCGCAAAGGAGAUGCCUGGUUUAGAAGUGGAGAUAUUUUACUGAAAGAUGAACUCGGUUACAUAUUUUUUAAAGAUAGGAAAGGCGACACAUUUCGAUGGAAAGGCGAAAAUUGUUCAACCUUGGAGAUUGAGGCUGUCAUAAGUACCAUCACGAAGGAAGAUGCUGUCGUGUUUGGCGUGGAAGUUCCUGGGGCGGAAGGACGAGCAGGAAUGGUUGUGAUAGGAAAUCCGGACAAUAAUUUAGAUUUGAACAACUUGGCCCUUUGUGUAAAUAAGGCCUUGCCAAGUUAUGCUCGCCCCGUAUUUGUUAGAAUCUCACCAAAACUUGAAAUGACUGGUACAUACAAGUUAAAGAAAGUAGAUUACCAAAAGGUUGGAUUUGACAUUCACAAAACAAGUGAUAAAAUAUAUUUUUACAAUGGAAAUAAAUACGUAGAAUUAAGUGCAGAGCUGUAUGAUGACAUUGUGGCCAGCAAAUUGCGUUUUUAAUAUAUACAAAAAUACAUAUUAUUACUACAUACAUAUUGCAUGCAGUAAUAGAAAAUUUAAAAUGUAGCAAUAUAUUUGGUUCGUUCGCUAAUAGUUCGUUGACAUUUUUGUACGAAUUAAGUAAAUUAAUUAUCAUUAGUUCAUUUGUUUAUUUUAUUUUUAUAUGGACAAAUAAAUGACAAAUAGUUACUGGUCUA